This is a messenger RNA of Labrus bergylta (ballan wrasse), 3165 nucleotides long. NCBI's taxonomy places the organism in Eukaryota, Metazoa, Chordata, Actinopteri, Labriformes, Labridae. The record is from RefSeq and is a predicted model, not a curated record.
UUAAUCUUGCAAAACGAUCUCCUCAAAAUUAAACCGUUGUGUAUUCGUGGUAAAUAGAUCCAGUUUGGAUAAUUAUAGCCUUUUGUGUUUACGGAAACGUCAUUCAGACUUUACAAAGGAGUUGUAUGCGUUGUCUCAUAUUGUUAGAAAACGUAGGUGGCAAAGUUAGCCGAUGAUUAUUGUAGGCUAAGUAAACUAAGCUAACUACCUAGCUUGAACCAUGCCGAAUUUUUGCGCGGCCCCGAACUGUACACGGAAGAGCACACAAUCAGAUUUGGCUUUUUUUCGAUUUCCAAGGGAUCCAGAGAGAUGCCGAAUCUGGGUAGAGAACUGCCGCAGAGCAGAUCUAGAGGCGAAAACAGCAGACCAGUUGAACAAGCACUACAGAUUGUGUGCGAAACACUUUGACCCAGCUAUGGUUUGCAAAACAAGUCCCUAUAGGACAGUGUUGAAAGACACAGCCAUUCCAACUGUGUUCGAUCUGACGAGCCAUCUAAAAAAUCCUCACACCAGACAUCGCAAACGGAUUAAAGAACUUACUGAAGAAGAUUUAAGGAAGAUUAAAGAAAGGAGAUUGGCAUCUUCUAUUGAUCAGCUUGUUUCCAAAAAAGAUGCAGCUGCUGUGGAUGGCGCCAGCACAAACGAGGAUGAACCUCAGCUGUCCACAGAGGAGAGGGAGUUUCGUGAAUACCUGAGAUCCUUGUUUGAGGUUGUGGUCCUGUUAGGAAAACAGAGCCUUUCUUUAGUGGCUGACGAAGAAUCAAAAGCUGGACAUGUGUCCAACAACUUCCAGGCCCUUCUGGAUUACCGAAUGAACGCUGGAGAUGAAGCUUUGAGGAAGCGUUUUGAGGCGACUGCUGUGAACACAGAAUACCUCUCUGCAAUGCAGCGGACCCAGCUCUUGGACGUCUGUGAGAACACAGUGAGGGAGGAGAUGCUGAUGGAGGUGCGAGAGAGUCGCUUCUUCUCCCUGGUGACGGGGGACCUUGUUGAAUUUGGUAACGAGAAGCACCUGCCAUUGUUUUUACGCUUCGUGAACCAGCAGAACGUCCUUCGUGAGGAAUUCUUGGACUUUAUGUCUUUCGAUGGCGAUGAGGCCGCGCUUGUAGAGAGAUUGGAGGCUCAGCUGACCGACCGUUGGGGACUCAGUAUGGAGGACUGCCGUGGUCAGGCCCACAAGGCGACUGGUACCUCCACCACCAAGAUGAAAGCCGUGGCAGUGCUACUGAUGGAGAAGUAUCCUCUGGCACUGCACAUGUCCUGCUCGCAUAUAGCACUGAACGUCCACCUGACAAACAACCUGCCUUUUCCCAAUGUCCAAGUUGUCAUGGAGACUCUGAGGAGGAUUGGUGCUUUCUUUAGUGUCCCUUUUACCCAGAAUGAGCUAGAAAAAGCCAUCUGUACUCAGUACCCGAAAAAUGAAGAAAAGGUAACUGCGCUGAAACAAGCCUGUGUCUCAGGAUGGACGGAGCAGCACAAUGUCUUUGACGUCCUGUUAGAUCUGUUGCCGCCCCUGCUGCUGUGCAUGGACACCAUCCGGGAAAAUGGUGAAGGGAAGUUUGCUAACUCCGCUGCAGCUGAUGCAUAUUCAAUCUCAGAAACUCUGGCUGACUUUGAGAUCAUUGUCACCAUCGUCAUCCUAAAGAAUGUCCUCACGUUCACCAGAGCCUUUGGAAGAAAUCUCCAAGGUGAGACGCUCGACGUGUUCUUCGCCGCCAACAGUUUAACCGCCGUGCUGCAUUCCCUGAACGAGGUCAAUGAUAAUAUUGAUGUCUACCACGAAUUCUGGUUCGAGGAGGCUGUGAGUGUGGCCAACGUAAUGGAGAUUCCUGUGACGGUGCCUCGGCUGUUUCUUCGGAAGCAGCGUGCAGCCGAUGUGAGUGAAAUCCAAGUAGAGGGGUAUUACAAGGAGUAUGUGACUGUGCCCGUUAUCCACGGCGUCAUGCAGGAGGUAGAGGACAUGUUCUCUGAGACCAACCUCAAAGCUCUCAAGUGCCUGUCCCUCGUCCCAGCCGUCAUGGGCCAAAUGAAGUUCAACACCACGGAGGAGAACUACGCAGAGGUGUACCGCAAUGACCUGCCCAACCCCGACACGCUGCCUGCAGAGCUGCACUGCUGGAGAAUCAAGUGGAAGCACAGAGGCAAAGAGGUGCGCCUGCCCACCACCAUCCACGAAACGCUUCAGCUGCCAGACGUCAAGUUCUUUCCAAACGUGAAUUCCUUCCUUAAGGUGCUUUCCACCCUUCCGGUGCUGAAAUUAGAGGACAACAAAAGCGACACAGCGAGCAAGCGGCUGCAGACUUAUCUUAGCAACGUGCCCUCCAAGCAGUGGAACAAAAGUCUCUCGAUGCUAAACAUUAACACUCACGUCAAACACGACCUGGACGUCAUGGUAGACAAAUAUUGCAGACUGUAUCCAGAGGAUGAUCCUGAAGCUGAGGCUGAGGCUGAAGCUGAAGCUGAAGGUGAAGCGGAGGCUGAGGCUGAGGCUGAAGCUGAAGCUGAGUCAGAGGAAAAAGCUGAGGCUGAAGCUGAAGCUGAGUCAGAGGAAAAAGCUGACGAAGAUGUGGAGAUGAAAUGAUAUGACAGACACUGAGCUCACAUUGUCAUUCAUCAAAAAACAAAUUCUCCUUAUUUUGGUCCCUCUUUUGAGUUUUGGUAAUAAGUAGCCAUAUUUGGAGGUCAGAACAUGUGCCACCACAUAGAACAAUAUCAAGGGCACAUCAUGUAAAUAUUCAUAGUUCAGUCUUUGUGUGUUCUUCUUAGCUUAGACUGAUUUAUAUAAAAUCUCUUGAUAUUACAGAAAAAAAAUGUUGUCUGUUUUUUUUUUUUUACUGCAUCAUUUAUUUGUUGCAUGUUUGAGGUGAAUGGUGUAUUCUCCACAAAUGGCCGACCUUAGACAUGAACUUUUGAAUAUGAAGCGCAUGACCAAGGCAGGUUUCCCUGUGACAGUCUGCCGACAGUGAAGUGACUCUCCUUCACUGACUGUGAGGCAGGAGGGGCACAAGAGGGAGCAGUUACACCAACAUCAGCAGAUCCCCCUCAACUCAUCCACAACAGGAAGCAGUCAAAACAGAUAGUGCUGAAGGUAGUUAAAAUGCCACAGUGAUUAUAUAAAACACAUUUCGCCUCACAAUGUUAAAUUACUUACUGGAAAUUACUUUU